Molecule: messenger RNA, 271 nt
Organism: Myotis lucifugus (little brown bat)
Lineage: Eukaryota; Metazoa; Chordata; Mammalia; Chiroptera; Vespertilionidae
Product: zinc finger protein 277-like
Exons: 3
Source: RefSeq, a predicted model, not a curated record
GUACAUCCUGUACUGGAGGAGGAGGUUCAGGGAGCAGCCCAUCACCGACUUCUGCAGCGUGAUCCGAAUCAACUCCACCGCUCCGCUGGAAGAGCAGGACAGCUACUUCCUGCUGUGUGACGUGCUGCCGGAGGACCGGGUGCUGAGGGAGGAGCUGCAGGCGCAGAGACUGUCCCACAGACGGAUGGAGGUGCUGAAAGUGAGCCUGAUGGCAGCUUACAGAAGCAACUUGCACAGAACUGCAGGCCGCUCACACAGUCACUGAAUUCCU